This is a messenger RNA of Toxorhynchites rutilus septentrionalis, 2740 nucleotides long. RefSeq names its product trifunctional enzyme subunit alpha, mitochondrial (gene Mtpalpha). The transcript has 6 exons. Gene Ontology annotation, molecular function: long-chain (3S)-3-hydroxyacyl-CoA dehydrogenase (NAD+) activity; enoyl-CoA hydratase activity; NAD+ binding. The record is from RefSeq and is a predicted model, not a curated record. Gene Ontology annotation, biological process: fatty acid beta-oxidation. NCBI's taxonomy places the organism in Eukaryota, Metazoa, Arthropoda, Insecta, Diptera, Culicidae. Gene Ontology annotation, cellular component: mitochondrial fatty acid beta-oxidation multienzyme complex; mitochondrion. The coding region runs from base 200 to 2512 and encodes 770 amino acids.
AGCAACACUUAUCACUUGCUAGAAGUCAUCCCGUUGAGGUGGUGAUCGGUGCACUUCGGUCAGUUGCAUAUUUUUUCCCAAUCGUUCCGUUUGGUUACAUCUUGUCAUCAAAUCUAGUGAGUGAAUUAUUUUUCAUCAUUUGCUACUAGUUUCCAUCCAAAAGCGCUUUUACUAAUUGCAACAUAGACGAGUAGAGAAAAUGGCCAGCUUACGACUCAUUGGAACAUCGCUGAACCGAAAUCUGACCUUUGCCCGGUCGAUUAAUUUCAGACGAUCUUCCCCUCUGCUCCAGAGUCGAUUCCUAGCGAGCGCGCCAGCGGCGAAACACAUCAAAACCAAAGUCGUUGACAAUGUCUUAGUGAUGACUCUUGAUUCGCCUAACUCAAAGGUGAACUCGCUUGGCGCCGAAGUGCAGGCCGAGUUCGAUGCCAUCUUCCGGGACAUGGAAACAAAUCCAUCGGUCGCCUCGGCGGUGAUUAUAUCCGCCAAACCAGGUUGUUUCAUUGCCGGAGCGGAUAUUAGCAUGCUAGAGAGAUGCAAGUCGGCUGAGGAAGCAACCAAAAUUUCCCACGGAGGACAACUUCAGUUCAACAGGAUGGAAAAAUCCAAGAAGCCAAUCGUGGCCGCAAUAAAUGGGGUCUGUUUGGGUGGAGGUUUAGAGCUGGCACUGGCCUGUCACUAUCGUGUUGCUGUGAAGGAUAAACGUACAAAUCUGGGACUACCCGAGGUCAUGCUAGGUUUACUGCCAGGAGCCGGUGGAACCCAGCGGUUGCCAAAGCUAACAUCGAUUCCCACUGCGCUUGAUUUGGCACUAACGGGAAAGAACGUUAAAGCUGACAAGGCCAAGAAAUUGGGCAUUGUCGAUAUGUUGGUGAAUCCUUUGGGACCCGGACUAAAAACAGCCGAAGAGAACACGAUUGAAUACCUUGAAAAAGUUGCUGUGCAAGUUGCAAAAGAUCUUGCUUCCGAUAAACUGAAGGUCAACCGAAAGAAGACCGGUUUAGUGAAUACAAUAAUGGAAUUGGCGUUUUCCUUUGAUUGGGUUAAGGACAAAGUGUUCGCUAAAGCUCGUGAGCAGGUCAUGAAGUUGUCAGGUGGUUUGUAUCCUGCCCCGUUGAAGAUUCUUGAUGUUAUCCGCGUUGGAGUUGAUAAAGGCUUCGAAGCUGGAUCCGAAGCGGAAAGGAAGGGAUUUGGCGAGUUAUCUCAAACUACUCAAUCCAAAGGAUUGAUUGGUCUGUUCCGUGGACAAACCGAAUGCAAGAAGAAUCGGUUUGGUAAGCCAGCCAAUCCACCCAAAACGAUUGGUGUUUUGGGAGCUGGACUGAUGGGCGCUGGAAUUGUACAAGUAAGCAUCGAUAAGGGAUAUCAAGUUGUGAUGAAAGACACUACGGAAGCAGGUCUGGGUCGUGGUAUUGGACAGAUUCAAAAUGGUCUACAGAACGCCAUCAAGAGGAAGCGUAUCAGUGGCAUCGAGCGGGAUCAGAUUCUGUCCAAUCUGAACUCUACUCUCAGCUAUGAUUCGUUCAAAAAUACGGACAUUGUGAUUGAAGCAGUAUUUGAAAAUAUUGAUAUCAAGCACAAGGUGAUCAAGGAGCUGGAACAAGUUGUCCCACAGCAUUGCAUCAUUGCGACCAAUACGUCCGCUAUUCCGAUUGCGAAAAUUGCUGCUGGAAGCUCGCGACCGGAUAAGGUAAUUGGAAUGCAUUAUUUCUCACCGGUGGACAAAAUGCAGUUGCUAGAGAUCAUCACUCAUCCAGGAACCUCCAAGGAAACCGCAGCUGCCGCGGUGGAGGUCGGAUUAAAACAGGGCAAGGUAGUGAUCACUGUUGGAGAUGGUCCAGGAUUUUACACGACUCGCAUUCUAUCCACCAUGUUAUCCGAGGCAAUCAGGCUGCUGCAAGAAGGUGUUGACCCUAAGGACCUGGACAAAAUGACCAAAACAUUUGGAUUCCCAGUGGGUGCCGCCACGCUUGCCGAUGAGGUUGGAAUCGAUGUUGGUGCACACAUUGCCGUCGAUCUAGCCAAAGCAUUCGGAGAUCGGUUCAGUGGAGGUAAUCUGGGUGUUAUGGACGAUUUGGUGAAGGCCGGUUUCAUGGGACGCAAGUCAGGCAAAGGGGUGUUUGUGUACGGACCUGGAAAGAGCAAGAACCGUGAAGUGAACCAAGACGCUCUAGCAAUUCUGAAGCAAAAGUAUGCUCUUCAGUCACGCGGUGCCAACAGUGUAGAGGACAUGCAGCUUAGGAUGGUUUCCCGCUUCGUUAAUGAAGCUGUUCUCUGUCUGGAGGAGAAGAUUUUGGAUAACCCACUGGAAGGAGAUGUGGGUGCUGUUUUCGGUCUUGGAUUCCCCCCAUUCACCGGAGGACCAUUCCGCUGGGUCGACCAAUAUGGCGCAAGCAAGUUGGUAGAUAAGAUGCGAUCGUAUGCCGACCUGUACGGUGCACCAUUUGUGCCUGCCCAAACGCUUGUCGAUAUGGCGAAGGAUACAUCCAAGAAAUUUCACCCUAGCAAGUAGACUUUUUAUUGUUUAGGUUCGUUGGUACGGUUAAGUUUAAAAGAUCAAACAUGUGAAUCGAAUUUAAGCAAACAUUGUAAUAUCACACAUUCAAUUAGGUAUCUUGUCAAUUAUUGUUAUUCUGUCCCAUUUUCGAGGAUUAUAACAAAUACAUUUUUUUUAUGUUUUUUGUUACAACCGAAUGCAUUUUCGUCUAGUACGGAAAAAUAUAUUUACAUGAGAAGAUCA